UUACAGCAAAGGACAACACAAGGCAACAAGAAGGUUUAAUUCAGAAGUCAACUCUUCACACCAGAAGUCAGAAUGCUUUAUACAGAGUUACUGCAAUUGUGGAAUGAGUCAGUGCAUGCAAUGGAUAACAAGGACUGGCAAGGAGCUCUGGAAAAGCUGGAACAGAUCACUGAACCUACAUCUCGUACUCUCUUCAAUGCUGCAUCAGCACACCUGUGUCUGGGACAGCUGGAUUCCGCCCUUAAGGCUUUAGAUCUCACAAUUGUCAAGGAUCAACGUCUCUCCAUUGCAUUCUUCCAGAGAGCAGCAGUAAUGAUGCAGCUUGACAGGUUGGAAGAGGCUCUGUCUGACUGUGUCUGGGCACAGAAACACUUGAGGGGAAAUAUGGUCAUUGACUAUAGACAACUUGGGCUGCGUUACAAGCUCUACAGCUGGCAGGUGUUACAUAAUGCAGCAGCUGUGUACUGCCGAAUGGACCAGUGGGAGCAAGCCAGAGAUAUUCUCUUGUCAGAAAGUCAAGGGGGGAAUUUGGAGAUGGCUUUGGAUAGCAUCCUGAGAAAGGAAAUUCUUGCGCCCCUCCUGGUGCCUGAGGGUGUGGUGUUUCGUCCCAGAAAAAAGGAUGUGGAACAGCUCAAGCAGAGAGACUUCUUAGGAAAAGCAAAGGUGAUUUCCUCCAUGAUUCCAAAUGAUGAUUUUGGGGGAUUUGAACCUCUCCGAUUACAGAAACCUGGUUAUUAUCAGCCCAAAGUGGAUGGUGCUCAGGAGUCUCGCUACAUGUGUUUGGCAGUCCCUUACAUGGCUCGAGGCCCAGGUCAGUUGACAGUGCCAGGAGGUUCCAAGGUAUUUUUAUUCGAAGAUCAGGACAAGGAUGGGAUGGCAACUGUCAUAUAUGAUGGACAGAGAGGACUUGUGCCAAUGUCUUUGCUCAAGCCAGCAAAUAUCAAGAUGACCAAAGGCAAAACUGAGAAUACACUUCCUACUGGGAUUCCCCUCCCUCCAGGACUAAAGCCACCCACUCGUCCGCAAAAAUGGUCCCGUUCGGCAGCUCCUACUUGGGGAGGACAGUUAUCUUCAGAUAUACCACCCCCGUCCUACUCGUCUGCCACCCAUACUCAACUGCCACCCCCAGAACCUCCCAAGGACACAGCCAAUUCAGCCAGCAAUAAGGAUGACAACUCUGUCCAAGAAGCAGAAACAGACUCUGUGGUUGUAAAGGUUCACUACACAUACACUGUGGCACUGUCAGUACCCUCAAAUAUGUCAUACCAUGAACUGAAGGAAGACAUUGCUCAACAAUUGGACCAGCCAGCAUCUUCUUUACGCCUCAGACAUAAGAAGCAUGGUUCUCGGCUACUGGUACCUCUGGAAUGGGAAUUAGGGGCAGGGGGGACCAUACAAGAGGUCUCAGAGGCCGGCAGAACAACUCUGUGGUGCCAGGUUGAAAAUUCUCUGCGCAACCAUACCAUCCUCUACCAAAUGGUGGCACUAUAUGAUUAUUCUGCUCAGGGUCCUGAGGAUUUAGAAUUCAGUGAAGGGGAUACCAUUGACAUCCUGGGUGAAGUGAACGAAGAAUGGCUGGAGGGACACUGUGCAGGAAAUAUCGGCAUCUUUCCCAGCAGCUUUGCCAUGAGGGAAAAUGAAAACUUUAUGUAGAUGUGAGAGUUUUGAAAACUGAGUUUUAAUGAACAAUAUUUCUGUGAGGUCCAAUCUGUUUCGAUGCAACCUUCAGUUAAGCCAAAUUGCUAAACACCUUUUACAUUAUAUUUUGCUUUUCAUUGAUUACACGAACAUUGUUUUCAGAAAAUUGUUGAAAACAUAAAUUGUGGUAGCAAUAUUAUAUUCCUUUAUAAGUUUUAUAAAAACAAUACUGGUCUCAUAUUGGUAAUUGAAAAUGAAGCAGUAAUUAAAUUUUAAAAAAUU
Phyllopteryx taeniolatus (common seadragon) is the source of this 1920-nucleotide messenger RNA. RefSeq names its product NADPH oxidase activator 1 (gene noxa1). Gene Ontology annotation, biological process: superoxide anion generation. Gene Ontology annotation, molecular function: superoxide-generating NADPH oxidase activator activity; protein binding. The coding region runs from base 73 to 1653 and encodes 526 amino acids. The transcript has 16 exons. Lineage: Eukaryota; Metazoa; Chordata; Actinopteri; Syngnathiformes; Syngnathidae. The record is from RefSeq and is a predicted model, not a curated record.